Messenger RNA from Fusarium musae, 1995 nucleotides. RefSeq lists its product as uncharacterized. The coding region runs from base 1 to 1995 and encodes 664 amino acids. The record is from RefSeq and is a predicted model, not a curated record. Gene Ontology annotation, cellular component: nucleus. The transcript has 2 exons. Lineage: Eukaryota; Fungi; Ascomycota; Sordariomycetes; Hypocreales; Nectriaceae.
AUGCCUACAAUCAACGCUCUUCGAUCAUUCGAACCUCCUCCUAUUCCAUCUCUACCCGAUUUUGAUCGUCGUCGUUCCACAACAUCGACACUCUCCAACAACAACUCCGAUUCUGUCACCUCAUCUCUGCGGGGUCUUCAAGCACCACCCAAAACCAGCAGAGCAAACCGCCCCAAGAGUGCUAAAUUUUCAUCCUACCGCUUGCGCAGCAAUUCAGGCCUUUCACUCCACACCAAUGAGGACAUUCUGAGACAAUAUACCGACUACCACCCUGAUGGCACACCGCGUGCCGGCAUGUAUAGCAACGGACUGGGCCAGUGGUCGGGCGAGAGGUUGAGGAGCAUUGACUCUGUUACAUCGUCCAGAAGUCAAAGAUCCAGUAUCGCUUUCACUGAGUCGGAUGGUUCCGGCGAAUUGCCUAUUCCUGAUCUUGUUGGACGGGAGAUGUUUGAUAUGGUCAUGGCCGAUCAUGCUGCCAGUGGUCAAUUAUGGAGAUUCGCCGCCAAUCGAGGACUUGGUCAGAAUGUUGAUUACCUCAUGAAGAUUCGCGACUAUAUCCAAUCCCUGGAGCAGGUUGUCAUUCAACUCUCGACAAUAUCAACUUCGUACACAUCCAUCACCGCAACAUCACCAAUUAAUCUGCCCUCCCCUAUGUCCAAGGCUCUCAACACCAACAUCAAACAUCUCACAACAUCACUUAUUCCCAGCCUGGAAAACAUGUUUCUCGAAUCUAAAACCUAUAUCGAGCAGCGCAUCGUCAGAGAAAUCUUCCCCGAUUUUGUCAAACAGCAACUAUCUCAGUGUACUAGUCUGGCUCUCUCCCUCGACGCAGAAGGUGACUCACCACCAAACCCAUACCCGGGCCUCAAGGGAUCAUUUUGUUUAAGUGACCCGUCGCGAUCCGGAAACCCUAUUGUCUUUGCUUCCGACGAGUUCGAGGAACUGACAGGAUAUGCACGAAAUGAGGUUUUGGCACACAAUUGCCGCUUCCUUCAGGGGCCACAAACUGACCGAGACGCAAUUGCCAAGAUGCGCUCCGCGAUCUGGCGCAACGAGGAGUGUACAGAAUUGCUUCUCAACUUUCGCAAAGAUGGGACGCCUUUUUGGAAUCUUCUGUUCCUGUGCCCUCUUCUCGACACUGCUGGUAAAACAAAGUUCUUUAUGGGUGCCCAGAUAGAUGUCUCGUCCUCGCUGCACGACACUCAUGAUGUUCUCAAGGUUUUGUCGUACGGUGCUGCGGAGGAAGAGAAGACACCUGAACGGAGCAACUCUCGCUGGGCUAGCGAUGGAUCUCAAGGCGAGCCUGAAGCGGAGGAAGCCCUGAGUGUCAAGAACAACCAAUACAAGACAACAAAGAUGUCUGGAUUCUUCAAAGCGUUCAAGAAGCCGCCUCCUCCUCCUCCACUGUCGCCGCCAUUGAGCCCACGCCGCAGCUCGGAUAGACCACGGUCAUCAGCUGGACCCACGAUACUGGACAAGACCUACAGUACACGAACCGUUAUCAGGAGAUUUUCUAAUCAGCCAGAAAUGCUUAUGACAACAUACGCCCGUUACAUGAUCCUCGAGCAUGUUCCUUCAUACCCAGCAUCCUUGGGUGCAAUGCCUCUCGACCAGGAGAUGAAGUAUCCACCCAAGUUGUGUGUGUCUUUCUACUCUAAAGAGAUGCUCGAUGCUCUUGAUCUGGGCAUGUCGGCGGAGGCUAUCAUUGGCAAAGAUAUAUUUGACAUUUUCACUGAGCAAUCUACGCUGCCAUCGGUUACCAAGGCAUUCAAGUCGACAGUCCGAGAUCUCGUUGUCCGCGAUGGCAAAUCCGUCUCGUUGGAUCUUGCACUUGCAAACCACAUCCCUCGUCGCGCCAAUAUGACAAGGACGUUGAGUGGUGAUAGUGGGGAAGCAUCACCGAAGAAGCCAGCCAAGAUGAUGAGCCAUUGGACACCUCUCAAAGAUACUGAAGGAUAUGUCAAGUAUGUGGCAAUGAUUGUGUCGCCAAUUUAA